This is a messenger RNA of Chenopodium quinoa (quinoa), 1602 nucleotides long. RefSeq names its product GDSL esterase/lipase At3g48460-like. The transcript has 2 exons. The record is from RefSeq and is a predicted model, not a curated record. The coding region runs from base 207 to 1484 and encodes 425 amino acids. Gene Ontology annotation, molecular function: hydrolase activity, acting on ester bonds. NCBI's taxonomy places the organism in Eukaryota, Viridiplantae, Streptophyta, Magnoliopsida, Caryophyllales, Amaranthaceae.
AAUCAAAUAGGGAAAAAAAAAAAAAAGACUGAGAGAAUACUGGAUAAUUUAAAAAUGAGGUUAAAUCAAAAUGUGAACUUUUCGAGGACGGUAAAAUACACCCUAUCUCAAUAAGGGUAUUUUAUUCACCAAGAGUAUAUUCAUUAAAUGAGCCUUAUUUGUUCACUUCUAGAAAAAAUAUCACAUGCCUUAUAAAAUCCACCCAAAUGCACCACAACUUUCUAACUUCAAAAAUAUCCCACAUUACCCUCAAAUUCAACUUUGUGCAAAUCAAAAACAACAACAACAAAAAAAAAAUGACCUCGAAACUCUCUUUUCCUCACUCUUCUCACACUCCUCUCCUAACACUCAUCUUCACACUACUCAUCUUCCUCCUCUCAUCAACCCUACCAUUAUCAUCCUCCAUUACACCUCCAAAAAACCAAUCACCCUCAACCCGUAAACCGUUCUCGAAAAUCUACGCCUUCGGAGACUCCUACACAGACACAGGCAACACAAUUUCAGCCACAGGACCAUCAGGGUUCAACUUUGUAUCAAAUCUCCCUUAUGGUAUGACCUACUUCCACCACCCCACUAACCGAUACUCGGACGGUCGAUUAGUCAUUGAUUUUGUUACACAAACUCUAUCGCUCCCGUUCCUCCCCGCUUACCGCUCCACCACUAGUGGUGGAGCGACCAACGGUGUAAACUUCGCCGUAGCGGGGUCGACAGCGAUAGAGCAUGCAUUCUUUGUAAAGAAUAAUCUCACCUUUGAUGUAACCCCUGAGUCGUUAGGGACUCAGUUGGGUUGGUUUAACAAGUACUUGGCAAAACAAGGUGGGUGUAAUGAUCCGGUGAAGUGUGGUGCAUUGUUUAAUGAUGCGUUGUUUUGGGUUGGAGAGAUUGGUGCUAAUGAUUAUGCUUAUGCUGCUGAAACUGAAGUUAGCAAGAGUGUUAUUCGGAAUUUGGCUAUUACAAGAGUUUCCAACUUUCUUGAGGCAAUACUAAGGAAAGGAGCAAAAUAUGUAGUAGUACAAGGCUUGCCUCCUACAGGGUGCUUAACACUAGCAAUGUAUUUAGCACCAACCAAUGACCGAGACGACUUAGGCUGUGUUAAAAGCGUAAACACCCAAAGCAACACUCACAACACCCUCCUCCAAGCUAAAAUACAAGACCUUAGAAAGAAGUACCCUAAGUCGAACAUCAUCUAUGCUGAUUACUACAAUGCAUACCGUGACAUCAUGAAGAACUCGAAAAAGUAUGGGUUCAAGGAGGCCUUUAAAGUAUGUUGUGGCUCUGGAGGAGGCUCCUACAACUAUGAGUUCUUCUCGGUGUGUGGAUCUCCAUCUGCAAAGCCGUGCCCCAACCCUUCGCAGUACAUGAAUUGGGAUGGAGUCCACUUGACGGAAGCCAUGAAUAAGGUUGUAUCGGGAUUGCUCCUACAAGGAGGGUACUCUCACCCUUCGUUUCAGGAUUUGAUCAGUAAGAAGAUGAGUCAGUUAUAAGAUCUUUAAGUUUUAGAUGAUGAGUUAUAUUCCUAUAUGUAAGUUGAUAGAGUUACAAUAUUAGUAGUAAUAAUAAUAUGAAUUACUUUGUAUUAGUUUUGCCGUUUUAGGCACAUUA